Molecule: messenger RNA, 2169 nt
Organism: Lottia gigantea (owl limpet)
Lineage: Eukaryota; Metazoa; Mollusca; Gastropoda; Lottiidae
Exons: 3
Biological process (GO): regulation of microtubule cytoskeleton organization; protein localization to organelle; microtubule anchoring at microtubule organizing center
Cellular component (GO): cytosol; Golgi apparatus
Molecular function (GO): dynactin binding; cytoskeletal adaptor activity; dynein complex binding
Source: RefSeq, a predicted model, not a curated record
GCUGAAAACGAAGCCAUGAGGCAGGAAAUUGAAAGCUUGAAGGAAGAAUUAAGAGAGAUGACUGAAGUGAAAGUCCAAGCUGCUGAAUAUGGAUUACAGGUUUUAGAAGAAAAGCAACAAGUAGAACAACAUUAUGAUGAAUUAGAAUCACAGUUUGAAAGAAUGAAAAUACAACUAGACACUGCUGAGAAGGCUUUAAAUCAGCAUCACAUCACAUUUAAGAAACAUCAUGAAAGUGGAAUUCACGAUGAAGAAGAAUUUUUGCAAGAAACAGCCACCAGGGAAGAAGGACUUCGUUCCAACAUAUCAGAUCUUGAAAUUGAGCUGAAGAAUCUUAAUCAAAGUUUUGGUCACACGCGAUUAGAAAAUGAUCGAUAUAGGACUGCCAUCUCCGAGAUGCAGCUUCAGAUUGAAAAUUUGGAAACAGCCAAGCAACAAUUAAAGCAUGAUAUUCGGGAGUACAAAGUAAGAGAAAAUCGCAAUCUAUCUGAUUAUGCCGAGUUGGAAGAUGAAAAUAUUGUCCUUCAGAAACAAGUUUCUCAACUGAAGCAAGCCCAGGUGGAGUUUGAGGCUAUGAAACAUGAAAAUAAACGUAUGCAAGAGACAGCUGAUGAUCUAAACAGUCAAAUUGGUGAAUUGGGAAACCUGAAACGAAUCAUUGAAAAAAAUCUUGAGGAAGCUUUGAACUCACUUCAAGCUGAGCGGGAUCAGAAACAUGCACUGAAGAAAGAAUUGGAUCAGCGCAUGGCUCAAGAGUCCAUGUUCAAUAUCAGCAAUCUGGCUCAUCUUGGUGGCUUGUCAGAUGGGUUGAAAUUUUCUGAUAGUCUUGGCAAUAAUGAUUUUGAGGAUGAUGAAUCUCAACCUGCUUUGAAACAGAUUGAAGCUGAUUUCUCCAGUCCAAAAUCAAAACCACGUCCUGGAGCUGUUGGUGAUAUUCUUAGUGAGAUUCAAGUCACAGAAGUUCAGAAAUUGGAGAAGCUACUUGAACAAAGUGAACAUGAGCGUACCAAACAUCAAUCUGCUCUUCAUGAGACUCAAAGAAAACUGGAAGAUGCUCAAAAGGAGUUGGUUAAGUUGAACAAAAGAUCUGAAAAGAUUCGUGAAGAAAUCAGCAAUAUGGCUGCUUUGGACCUUUCUGCAGAGAAACAAGUGAAUAACGACAAAUUAUCUCUUGAAAUUGAACAGGAAGAGGAUCCAGAAAAGAAAGCUCUGCUCAUUCUGAAGAAAAAGCUUCUUGAAAAUGAAUCAGUUUGCUCUACUUUCGAGAAGGAAAUCACAGACCUCAAAACACAACUUUCGUGUCUUCAAAAUUCAAACACAAAUGGCAGAGAGAGUCAAAGUGAUGAAGCAAAUACUUUAGGAGCCACACAAGAAGAGUUGGUGAAUACAUCAGACAAUCUUUCACUUGUGUAUCAUUUGAUUUGUGAAAUGAGUGGUUCCACUCCUAACCGUGUUGUUCUAGACCAUGCCAAAGCUGCUGCUCUGUCAAGAGACAUUCGUGGUGACAAAAACAAUGAUACUUCAAUAUCAAAUGGCGAAGCCGGUGAAAAGGCUCGUGGAUCACCAUCUCGUUCCCCAGAUAAGGAAUCCAGUGAUUUACUGACUUCUCUUCAAAAUAUUAUGAAGAAGGAUGAUCCCAAUAGUUCAUGUUAUAUUCUUUCACAGACAAUAAACGAUCAAGUGAAAUACCUCCGUGAAGCUGUGGAUCACUUGAUGGAUGUCACUCGUCAAAAUGUUGAUGGUGAUGGUGAUGAUGACCUUAAGGAAGUUCAGGAACAGGUGGUCAAAUUAAAAGCCAUGCUAUCCACAAAGAGAGAACAGAUUGCAACAUUAAGAAGUGUUCUAAAGGCUAACAAAUCCACUGCUGAGGUUGCACUUGCCAACUUGAAGCAAAAGUACGAAAAUGAAAAGGUCAUCGUAACAGAAACUAUGAUGAAACUCAGAAAUGAACUUAAAGCUCUGAAAGAAGAUGCAGCAACUUUUGCUUCCUUGAGAGCAAUGUUUGCACAACGGUGUGAUGAAUAUGUCACACAGUUGGAUGAACAGCAACGUCAACUCACAGCAGCAGAAGAAGAGAAAAAGACCCUCAAUUCUUUGUUACGUAUGGCAAUUCAACAAAAAUUAGUUCUGACCCAACGUUUGGAAGAUUUAGAGUUUGACCGGGAAAGA